Molecule: messenger RNA, 1047 nt
Organism: Sinocyclocheilus grahami
Lineage: Eukaryota; Metazoa; Chordata; Actinopteri; Cypriniformes; Cyprinidae
Product: adenylate kinase isoenzyme 5-like
Exons: 6
Coding region: 277-1047 (256 amino acids)
Biological process (GO): nucleobase-containing compound metabolic process
Molecular function (GO): ATP binding; nucleobase-containing compound kinase activity
Source: RefSeq, a predicted model, not a curated record
UCCAUCAGCGCGCGGGCAGCGUACAGGUGUAUCGCGCUGUGUUGGCAGUUUCAAACACUGAAGAGAGAUACUAAAAGACCAAGACUAGGGGAGAGCUUGGAAGCAGCAUGUAACAGGCACAGCAGUUUACUGAGAGCGUAGCUGUCUUCAUCCACCUAGUUUAUUAGGCACUUGGAGAAUGCGUUAAGAUCGCAACAACAUCACGGUUUCGGGAAGCUGCAACAGGAUACAUUCUACACUCAACGCAACAGGAUCGAUAGUUUUCCAAAAACAGAUAUGAACACCAACGAUGCGAAGGAAUAUCUCUCCAGGAGAGAGAUACCUCAACUGUUUGAGAGUCUGCUGACUGGUCUGAUGUACUACCGACCGGAUGACCCCAUAGACUACCUAGAGACCUGCCUUAAGAAGGUGAGGGAGCUCGGCGGGACUGAUAAAGUUCGGUGGGACACGUUCGUUGGACAGGAGAAGAAGUCGUUACCGCCUCUCAAUGGUGGGCAGUCACGUCGAUCUUUUUUCCGCAAUGUUCUCCCAGACAGUCCCAAUUUCCCCUAUCGGAGAUAUGAGCGCCUCCCACCCAUCAACCAGUUUUCCAUAGAGAGUGACUCAGACUUGUCUGAGACAGCUGAGCUCAUAGAGGAAUAUGAAGUGUUUGACCCAUCUAGACCCAGACCCAAAGUCAUCCUCAUUAUAGGUGGCCCGGGCAGCGGUAAAGGUACACAGUGUCUGAAGAUAGCUGAGCGUUACGGCUUUGAAUAUGUCUCAGUGGGUGAGCUGCUCAGGAAGAAGAUGAUCCAUAACGCCACCAGCAACAGGAAAUGGAGUUUGAUUGCUAGGAUCAUCACCAAUGGAGAACUGGCACCACAGGAAACAACCAUAACUGAGAUCAAGCAGAAGAUCAUGAAGAUUCCAGAGGCCAGCGGUAUAGUUAUAGAUGGCUUCCCUCGAGAUGUGGGACAAGCACUUUCUUUUGAGGACCAGUUGAACAUUUCUCACAUUUUUGACUGUCACCACUCUCCUUCACUGCCAUUCCCACAAUCCCCUGUGUGA